Molecule: messenger RNA, 5707 nt
Organism: Oncorhynchus mykiss (rainbow trout)
Lineage: Eukaryota; Metazoa; Chordata; Actinopteri; Salmoniformes; Salmonidae
Source: RefSeq, a predicted model, not a curated record
CCCUCCUCCCCUUUUGAGGAACCGUCUGCCUAAAUACAGGGAGAGCCUCCUCUUGAUCAGAAUCACUGUGUCUGGUUACUAACAGGCUGGCAGAGAAAUCAAACCCGUUUCCCCCAAAGGAUUUACUACAAAGCAAAACCUUGAGGGCAGUGAGAAAAUACCCUAAGAAAUACCCAAGGAAAUACCCAAGCCCUCAAAUACAGUCUGAGUUAGACUAACAGUACGUGAGCAGUAGACAGGCGACAGGCAGAGAGCCCCGUGAUUGACUGAGCUUUUGGAUCACACACACAUAUCUGCCAAGAUGUGGAAGAAGUCAAAGGUCACAGACCAGACGGCCACUGGCCAAGGAGGCCCUUCAGAGGCUGAACAGGAAGAAGAGAAAAAAGCUGGCAUCAAGAAGAGGUCCAAGGUCCCUGGGGUCAUGAUCACGCAGUUUAUAGAGGUUCUACCGGAGGGCAAGAGCACCCCAGACUUCCUUCGCAAACCCAUUGCUCUAACCAUUCAAGAGGGUAAAUUAGCCAUUUUCAAAGCCAAUGUGUGUGGGGAUCCCAAACCAGAGGUGACUUGGGGAAGAGCUAAGGGGGAUAUGUCAGACACUGAAACAUUUCAAAAGAAAUAUGAUGAAGCUACUGGUGAAUAUACUUUAGAGAUUCACAGAGUGUCUGGGGAGGAGGCAGACACUUACAAAUGCUAUGCUAUCAAUGAAUAUGGCAAGGCUAUUUGCACAGCAGCAUUGAAUGUGAUUGAGGUUGGAUUCAAGAAGAAGAAGGCCAUGGAGCAGUUAGAAGACAUAGGUUCAGUAGAUCCAGCAGAGUUCAGGAAAUUGCUCAGAAAAAGGAAGGGAGUGGACAAAGAGGAAGCUGUGAAAGAACCUGGAGAAAUCGAUGAAAGGUUCUGGGAAAUCAUCAUGAGUGCAGACAGGAAGGACUAUGAACGAAUCUGCGCUGAGUUUGGUGUCAAAGACUUCCGUGUAAUGCUGAAGAAACUCAGUGAGAAGAAAAAGGAGAGACAGGAGGAACAGGCCAAGUAUAUUGAGACCAUCAAUAACCUGAAACAUAUUGAUAUUAAAGGACUAGGCAUUGCUUCGUUUGAGUUUGACCUUGAGCUCAAAGACCUCACCAGUAGGAUUUUCCUCUACAAGGAUGGUGUAAUGAUUCCCUAUAGUGAUGAAGAAGAAAUGAAACACAGCUUAAAGACUGUUGGGAAGAAGUUAAUCUUCAGUGUGCGGGACCUUAAGGCAGAGGAUGCUGGGCUCUAUCAGGUGGAUGUUGAGGAGGUCAAUCUGUUCUCUACAGACUUCAAGAUUCCCACAGUGGAUUUCAUUGUCAAGAUCCAGGAGGUGAAGGCCAAAGAGAGAGAGGAUGCUAUGUUUGAGUGUGUCCUGUCACAUCCCUGGCCCAGAAUCAAAUGGAUGGGCAAGAAUGCCACUCUGGAGGAGGGAGAGAAAUACACUAUAACUGUAUCAGAAGACAAGCUGAUCCACAGACUGCUAAUAAAGGACUGUAGCCAGCUGGACAAGGGCAUCUACUCUGCUGCGGCAGGAAUCAAGACAUGCAGUGCCUGGCUGAUAGUGGAAGCUGACAGCGACCCUGCUUCCCAUGGUAAAAAGAAGACCCGUAAAACAACCCAGGCUGGUGGAACAGGGUUGGAUCUGGGGAAACUGGCUCAAGAGCAGCAGGAAAAACUGGCGAAGGAAAGGCAGGAGCAGAUCGACGCUGCAAACAAAGCCAGAGCGGAGGAGGAGAGGCUUGCCCGAGAGGCACUCCUGGCACCCCCUCCUCCUGAUACUGGGGAUGGAGACAGUGGGGAAGGCGGAGACAGUGGGGAAGGCAAAGACACCGGAGAUGGAAAAAACAAGUCUAAAAGUGGAUCAAACAAAUCCAAAGAUGGUGGAAAAUCAGUUGGCAAAUCAGUUGGCGAAAUGAAAGACUCUGAAAAGGAAGAAGAUGACAAGAAGAACAAGAAAUCCACUGAUGAUUCUGACAAAGGCAAAGGAACAUCAAAUUAUGAUAUUGACCCAAACGCAAAUGGGGAAGGCGAUGGAGACAGUAAGGGACGUAAGGGCCAUCCUGGUCCACUUAUACCAGACGCAGUCAUUGGUUCUUCUCUCCACAACGAUGCUGAGAAGGAAAGAGAUGACAAGUACAAGAAAUCCACUGAUGUUUCGGACAAAGGCAAAGGAGCAUCAAACAAUGACAUUGACCCAAAUGCAAACGGGGAAGGCGAUGGAGACAGUAAGGGACGUAAGGGCCAUCCUGGUCCACUUAUACCAGACACAGUCAUUGAUCCCAAUGCGAAAAUGGGGACAGGAGAAACUGAGUACACUGAUGAGUCUGCUAAGUGUUCAGUGCGCACAAGACAAGGCCUUCUGCUGAAAGACAGUGUGAUUGAUCCCAAUGUGAAAAGUGGGACAGGAGAAACUGAAGAGUACAUUGAUGCGGCUGGCAUGCAUUCAGUGCGCACAAGGCAAGGCCCACUGCUGAAAGACACAGUGAUUGAUCCCAAUGGGCAAAGUGGUACAGGAGAAACGGAGGAGUACACUGAUGCAUCUGGCAAGCGUUCAGAGCGCACAAGGCAAGGCCCACUGCUGAAGGACACAGUGAUUGAUCCCAAUGCUCAAAGUGGUACAGAAGAAACUGAGCAGUACACUGAUGUGUCUGGCAAGCGUUCAGAGCGCACAAGGCAAGGCCCACUGCUGAAGGACACAGUGAUUGAUCCAGGAGUUCAGUUCGUAAGCGGGUUGUCAAAUGUCCAUGCCCUCAUUGGCCAGCCUGCAGAACUGAUGUGUAAGCUGAGCAAUGAUAAUUGUGAAGGGACCUGGUACAGAGAUAGCAAGAAGUUGACAGCAGAUGAUGGACACAUAAUGUCCAGAGAUGGUGCAAACCACAAGCUGGUCAUCAACCGUUGUCAGGAGGAAGACUCUGGAAAAUACCGCUUUGAGGCAGACGGGCGUAAAACUGAGGCAAUGCUGAAUGUGGAAGACCCUCCCAGGUUUGACCCUGAUGAUCUGUCUGCGUUCUCUCAGCCGGUCAUAGUCAAAGUGGGGAAUAGCACCACUUUCAAACUGCCCUUUGUGGGCCGCGAGCCCAUGAAGAUCCAGUGGUACAGAAAUGGAGAGGAGCUCCUGGACGAUAACACCACCAAGAUAGAGAAGUCCUUCACCCAAAGCCGCCUGCUCCUCAGCAAGUGCCAGCGCAAAGACACUGGAGAGAUCAAGAUCAAGCUCAAGAACGAACAUGGUACCAUGGAGGCUAUCUCAAGACUCAUUGUCCUCGACAAACCCACUGCGCCCCAGGGCCCUGUGGAGGUCCUCGAAAGCACAGCCUCUUGUAUUCAUAUCAAAUGGAGAGCUCCAAAGGACGACGGUGGCUGCCCAGUAAUAAACUACAACCUGGAGCGCCAGCAAGUUGGCCGCAACACUUGGAAGAAGCUGGGGGACAUCCCUGGCGUGCCUGAAUACAAGGAUAACGACGUGGAACACGGCAGGAAGUAUUGCUAUCGUAUCAGGGUGGUCACCGAGGAGGGCGUUAGUGAGAUGAUGGAGACUGAUGACCUCACGGCUGGCACCUUGGCCUUUCCUAGCAGCCCUGCCCCACCAAAAGUGGCUAGUGCUUUUAACAACUGCAUCAACCUGACAUGGUCUACCCCGACCGACACUGGCGGGUCUCGCAUCCUGGGCUACAACUUGGAAAAACGCAAGAAGGGGAGUAAUCUUUGGAGUCCUGUCAACCCUACAGAUGAGCCUAUCCAAGAAAAGAAACGUGCAGUGACAGAUGUUGUAGCAGGGAACGAAUACGAGUUCAGAGUUUAUGCUAUCAAUAUCUCUGGACUCAGCGAGCCCAGUUCCCCUUCAGAGUUUAUUUUCGCAAAAGACCCAAAGAAUCCCCCAGGGAAAGUGGAAGAUCUGAAGGUGGCAGACACAUCCUACACCGCCCUCUCCCUGUCCUGGAACAAACCCACAGAGGAAGUGGGGGUCCAGGAUGAGGCCAAAGGGUAUUUUAUAGAGGUCAGGCAGGCUGAGUGCAUAGACUGGACCCGCUGUAACAUCACCCCCAUCAUCUUGACCACCUUCACUGUGAAAAGCCUGAAGGCCAUGGCCAUGUACUGGAUCAGGGUGAUCGCUAUCAAUGACGGAGGAGAAGGAGUGCCCCAGGAUCUGGACAACUACAUCCUGGCCAUGCCUCCACCUGUGAGACCAUGCUUCACCGAUAAUAAGAUGAAGAGUUUCAUGGUGGUGAGAGCUGGAAAUUCUGCCAGGAUCCUCUUAAACUUUGAGGCAUCCCCAUGGCCAGAAGUCAUGUGGCUGAAGGACGAUGUUCCUUUGCUGAAGCGGGUCAAUAUCUCCAACUCUGAAUCGUCAUCUCAACUUCUGAUCACUUCCUCUGAGCGCUCUGAUUCAGGGAUCUACACCAUAGUGGUCAAAAAUCUAGUGGGCCAGGAGAGCUUCAGCGUGGAGGUCAGGGUUACAGAUGAUCCCAAGCCUCCAGGACCAGUAGAACUUGAGGAGAACGUCCCAGGCACUGUGACUGUGAUUUGGGAGCCAUCCCCUGAUGAGAAGCGUGACGACCACCUUCACUACUCUGUGUCUAAACGGGACUCCACCAAAGGCUCAUGGAGCAUGGUGGCCGACCGGCUCUUCAACAACAAGUUCACGGCUUGUAACAUUAUGCCUGGCAGGGAGUACCACUUCAGGGUCUACGCCAAGAAUGACAUGGGCAUGUCUGCUCCGUCUGAGUCUCCCACUUGGGGAAGCGAGAGGAGGAAAGACACAUUUGUGGUAAACAUGCCAGCCUACAAAACGUGUGAUUUGCGGACCGCUCCAGCCUUCCUUGUGCCACUGAGACAGCACACAGCACCCAAAGGCUACGAGUGCUAUAUGAGCUGUGCCAUAAAGGGAAAUCCCAAGCCUCGCGUCACUUGGUACCGCAACAACAUCAGCCUCAACACUAACACCAACUACUUGAUCACAAACAUCUGUGGUGUCUGCUCCUUGCUGAUACUCCGUGUGACCCCCAAAGACUGGGGCGAGUACAGCAUCCAAAUAGAAAGUUCCCUGGGGAGGGCCGAGUCCUCCACCAAACUCACAGUCAGAGAAUGAAGAAACAUUUUACAGUGCUUCAGUAUGUAGAGGCGUUAUUAUGUAUCAAGGUGGAAAAUGUCAAUUUUGUUAUAUGAUUGAAUUAAGUUAUUUUCCAAAAUGCAUGACUGUACUGCUUGUAAGACAUGCACUGUGUUUGUUAAGGCUAGUAAGUAAAAAUGACAAGAGUGAUCGUUUUUGAUCAUUAUGUUUGAUGUGGAUAUUUCACAACCUAAAAGGACCCGAAUCGAGAUGACAUUGACCCAUCCUGGGAGUUGGGGUUUCCUAGACUUAAAUUAAUUCUGAUCCUAAAUCACUUUAUUACCAAAACCCUCUCCAAUUUUGUUGCAAUGUUAAACAUACUAAUUUCAUGCUGAAUAAUGUUGACAUUCCGAAUAAAAACAUACUAGAAAGUGACCGAAAGUGUACACACACACACACACAUACAGAAAGUGUUGUGUAAAGCCUGUGGAAGGGAUGGCAAUAGACAUGAAUGCAGUGGACAGUUUACUGUAGGUCCCAUGAAAUACUAAAUAUGACCACAGAAAAUAACUGAGCUGUGCUGUCAAUUAUUUUGAGAACUCAACUAUGUCACUUGUAACAUGCAAUGCAAAUAAAGGGUUUGGCAAA